This is a messenger RNA of Paecilomyces variotii, 1225 nucleotides long. Its product is annotated as 6-phosphogluconate dehydrogenase. The coding region runs from base 169 to 1149 and encodes 326 amino acids. Gene Ontology annotation, molecular function: NADP binding; oxidoreductase activity, acting on the CH-OH group of donors, NAD or NADP as acceptor. The transcript has 2 exons. The record is from RefSeq and is a predicted model, not a curated record. Lineage: Eukaryota; Fungi; Ascomycota; Eurotiomycetes; Eurotiales; Thermoascaceae.
CCAAUUCGUUGCUCUUCGCGAAACCGCCAAUCCUGGGUGUUGUAAGCGGUCACUAAUGUACAUUAAGGUGUCAUAAAACCCCGGAUAGAUCCAAGGAAAUAAACAAAAUCCCCAACUUUCAUCAGCCCCCUACAAGCUCGUUGCUGUUUUCUUCACAAAGCGAACACUAUGGCCGCCCCUGUGAAAGUCGGUAUUGUCUCCAUUGGGGAGAUGGGCUUUGGCAUCGCAAAUUUGCUCAGCGCCCAUGGAUACACCGUUAUGACCAAUAUUACGGGUAGAAGCGACUACACUUACAAUCGCGCCCGCACAGCAAAUAUCCGAUUACUCGACAGCGACGAAGAGCUUGUCAAACAGGUAGACUAUCUCUUCUCGAUCGUCCCCCCACGCGAUGCCCUCGCUACAGCACAACGGUUCAUGUCAGUCAAGCAAGCUCGCAAGAGUCCGUUGUAUUACGUCGACCUGAACGCUAUCAGCCCUAGACUUGCACGUCACAUUGCUGCGGAGUUCAAGCAGAACGUACCGGGUAUCAAAUUCGUUGAUGGUGGUAUUAUCGGCGGGCCUCCGCGCUUGAAGCAGUCAAGCUCCAAUGAGAAACAGGCUUCUGAACCCGAAGGGGACAUCGCUGCUACCUGGGCGCGGCCUGCGAUUCCGAUCUCUGGUCCAGACGGACUGGCCAACGAACGUCUAGCGAAGGUGCUGAACACGAUAUCCCUGGGUGCGGAUAUUGGGGCUGCAAGUGGGCUCAAAUGCUGCUAUGGAUCGCUGAUCAAGGGUCUUCUUGCACUGUCUAUCCAAUCUUUUAGCACGGCAUAUUCCAUGGGCGUGUAUUCGGAAUUGCAUCAGCUUCUUGAAGCCUUUCAACCGAGGUUGCGGAACAGUAUUACAAAGAUGAUUGUUGAGACUCCACCCAAGGCAGGUCGGUGGGUGGAUGAAAUGGUGGAAAUUGGACGGUGCUUUGGGGAGGAAGGUGGGUGGGAUAAUGCUGGGGGGACUCAAGGCGCGGAUGUUUACCAGCGGGUGGCCGAGGUCUACAGAGCAGUAGCAGAGCAAACAGUGUUGGGAAAGGAGAGACAGGAGCACCGAGUAAGAGGAACCACGGCGGACGAUCUCGCUGCUGCUGUUAGGGAGGGAUUAGCAGAGAAGAAAUAGGCGAAAGGUGUAUCUCCCUUGAGCGGCCGUUAGCCAUAUGCUUGAGUAUCAGUUCCUGACUCUGCUGAAUGUUUAU